This is a messenger RNA of Mytilinidion resinicola, 1678 nucleotides long. RefSeq names its product guanine(37)-N1-methyltransferase. NCBI's taxonomy places the organism in Eukaryota, Fungi, Ascomycota, Dothideomycetes, Mytilinidiales, Mytilinidiaceae. The transcript has 4 exons. The record is from RefSeq and is a predicted model, not a curated record. Bases 59 to 1471 code for a protein of 470 amino acids. Gene Ontology annotation, biological process: tRNA N1-guanine methylation; mitochondrial tRNA methylation. Gene Ontology annotation, cellular component: cytoplasm; mitochondrial matrix.
CCACGACUGCAACGAGUGUGCGCAUUAUAGCGAAAGGAGAGACUCGGACUCUGCUCCGAUGCCAGACGACACCAUGUUUCGCCCUCCCAUCAACCGGGCUAUGAAAAUCCUCGACCGCGCCUUUUUCAAGAAGACUGUCCCCACCUCCGCCGCCCGCAUCUUCAAGCAGAAGGAUAUCAGCACGUGCAAGAAAGAGCUGGAAAGCGCAAAGGAUGCCCUGUUACUGCCACGAUUCCUUACUAUAGUGAACGAUCCCGUGGAAGAGACCGCAAAAGCUGGAGGGAAAUGCAUACUCUUAAAGCCGGAGGUUCGACACGAUGACUCGCAAACAUGGAGCCCUAAACUACGAGACUUCCAGCAGAGUGGGACCGUGGGGGUAAUACCCUACGAUCUCCAUCUCAACUACGAUUUCUGGUCAUACUCCGAAAUAAUGGACGCCAUCCUCCCCGAAGAAGAUGGCAACCACGACCCUCCUACCGGCUUCACUCUAGUCGGGCACGUUGCCCACCUCAACCUCCGCGACCACUACCUCCCCUGGAAACACCUCAUCGCCAACGUUCUCGCCGACAAGAACCCCACCGUGCGCACCGUUAUCAACAAAAUCGACCGCGUCGGCGAAGCAAACCCCUACCGCACGUUCCAAUAUGAAGUCCUCCACGGGCCGGACGAAAUGGUCGUCGAGGUCCACGAACAAGGCUGUGUAUUCAAAUUCGAUUUUGCGAAAGUGUAUUGGAAUAGUAGGCUGCACACCGAGCAUGAGCGGCUUGUUGGCAUAUUCAAAGAAGGCGAGGCGGUCGCAGAUGUAAUGGCGGGGAUAGGCCCGUUCGCCGUACCAGCGGGGAAGAAGAAAAUCUUCGUGUGGGCGAACGAUCUGAAUCCAGAAAGUUAUGAGGCGCUCAAAGAUACAAUCAAGGGGAACAAAACGGGGGACUUCGUCAGACCGUUCAACGAGGACGGGGCGAAAUUCAUAAAGACAGCGGCGGCGGAGUUACUCAAAACACAACACAGCGUCACGGUCAAAACGCGAAAGGACGUCAAAGCAGCGCGCUCUGCUCGCACGAAGCCCGCCUCCCCCAAAGCCUGCGCACCCCUCGAAGCUCCUCCUAGCCAGACCCUCACGCAGCCCCGCUUCUUCAACCACUUCGUCAUGAACCUCCCCGCCUCUGCCCUGAGCUUCCUCCCGGCAUUCAUCGGGAUAUACGCCCAACCAGCUUUCAAAGCACUCCCAUCCGAAGAACGCGAGAAGAUUUCGAUGCCGAUGGUGCACGUCUACUGCUUCAGCUACAAGAGCGACGAUAACGUGGCGCAGACGGCGGAGAUCUGUGAGGAGAUCUCGAAGUUACUAGCGACGGAUAUCAAGCCAGGUACGCCUGAGACAAGGGUAUGGGAUGUGCGCGAUGUAGCGCCGAAGAAGCGGAUGUUCUGUGCCAGCUUUAGGCUACCGAGGGAGGUAGCGUUUCGAGAGGUUUGAAUUUAGGUUGGAGAUCUUAAGGGGUGAGCAUUUGCGUGGCUUACAUAAGGACUAGAGAAAAGUUAGGAUUCUGUACGGGCAAAACCAGGAUCUCAGCGACGGCGUUGUGGAUAGGAAGCAAAAGUAUACCCCUCUCCUGAACACACUAUACUGAUAUCCAUCAAAUCCGUGAUUCAGCGUGUAUUCGUAUGAGCGAUGCUGGUUUUG